AAAGAGUGCUCACCGAUACCCGGCUCACCAUUUGGCACAGUCGUCCCGUCGGUCAAGUCGUGAAGGAUGAGCUACCCACCUCCCCAAGGUGGCUAUCCCCAGCAGGGUUACCCGCCGCAGCAGGGCUAUCCCCAGCAGGGCUACCCGCCACAGCAAGGCUACCCACAGCAGGGCUAUCCUCCUCAGGGUGGCUACCAGCAGCAGCCUCAGCAGCCUCCCCAGAAGGGCAGCCGCGGCUGCUUGGAGGCCUGCCUGGCGUGCGCCUGCUGCUGCCUCAUCUGCGAGGCCUGCUGUGAUUUCGUCUGAGUGCAUGCAGUCUUGCAUGCGCCUGCUGCUGCCUGCUGUGUGAGGCCUGCUUCGGAGACUGAUUGGUGGAGGGCGGCCAACUCUUCUGGCGCAGCUAUGUUUAUCUUCUGGCGCAGCUAUGUUUAUCCUUGGACGGAACUGUUCUUCGACUGAAUGGGGCUGUGAUGCGUUGGCAUGACCGUUUGCUUGCAAGUUGCGGCGUGUGCGUGAUUAGGGUGCUGUGGUGCAGUUGCAUGCUGAAUUGUGCAUGCUUGUUGUCACUUCCUGCUGUCCGGAAUUUCUUGGAAUAUCCACCUUUUGCUUUUUGUGCAUUGGAUGGUAUUUGACCAAGUCAAUUUGAGCAUGUAUCUAAAGUUUGAUCUCCUGUGCAUGUGCAAAAUCUCCGCCCAAAUCUAGAUGCAUGCGGAGAGUGCUUGUCGGCAUGGAUCGCACAAUAAUUGCAGUUGCGCACCAGUGUCUUACUGUGAAAAUAUUAUAAUAAUUAUUAAUAUAAUUACACGCUUUUC
Molecule: messenger RNA, 812 nt
Organism: Coccomyxa subellipsoidea C-169
Lineage: Eukaryota; Viridiplantae; Chlorophyta; Trebouxiophyceae; Coccomyxaceae
Exons: 4
Source: RefSeq, a predicted model, not a curated record